This is a messenger RNA of Coregonus clupeaformis (lake whitefish), 1231 nucleotides long. Its product is annotated as tetraspanin-18-like. The coding region runs from base 383 to 1159 and encodes 258 amino acids. The transcript is spliced from 9 exons. Gene Ontology annotation, cellular component: membrane. The record is from RefSeq and is a predicted model, not a curated record. NCBI's taxonomy places the organism in Eukaryota, Metazoa, Chordata, Actinopteri, Salmoniformes, Salmonidae.
CAAGCUUUACAGCGUGCGGUUUGUUCAGUGAGUUCGGAAGAAAAGUGUUUGCGUACCAGUCUCCCCUUGCUCGGCUCGAAGACUGCAUGACUAAAUUUGGGGCUAUAGUUAUCCGCGGCUAAUUUAUUAGCUGAAGACUGAAGUCUAAAGGCUUGUUGUUCUUUCCUUGGGCACACAUCUCCUAUUUGGCUGUUUCUUUGAAUCUCUAUCUUGUUUUUCUGCACUGAUUUAAAUCUAUAUUCAGACAUAUUUUGUGGAGAGAACACCAGAGAGCUCGCGCGGAGGUUCUGGACUAACCUGCAGUUUUGAGCUAAAGGAAACAGGAGAGGAGGGGAAACAGAGAGAAGCCAUCACCUGAACCAAGACGCAUCAACAGAUACUCAUGGGGUUAGGGGAGGCUUCAGCGACAGGGACAGCCAUGGACGGAGACUGUCUGAGCUGCAUCAAAUACCUCAUGUUCGUCUUCAACUUCCUCAUCUUCCUGGGAGGCUCCUUCCUCCUGGGUGUAGGGGUGUGGGUGCUGGUGGACCCUACAGGCUUCAGGGAGAUCGUAGCAGCCAACCCUCUGCUCUUCACUGGGGUCUACAUUGUCCUGGCCAUGGGGGGAUUGCUCUUCCUCCUGGGAUUCCUGGGCUGCUGCGGAGCCAUCCGGGAGAACAAGUGUCUGCUUCUCUUUUUCUUCAUGCUCAUCCUGGUCAUCUUCCUGGCAGAGUUGGCUGCAGCCAUCCUGGCCUUCAUAUUCCGGGAGCAUUUGACCAGAGAGUACUUCACCAAGGAGCUGAAGAGACACUACCAGGGCUACAACAACACUGAUGUCUUCACUGGAACCUGGAACGCCGUCAUGAACAGUUUUGACUGCUGUGGAGUGAACAGCCCGGAGGACUUUGAGGAGAGCCUGUUCCGGCUGAUCAACCGUAACGAGAUGGUCCCUGCAGCCUGCUGCAGGAGGGGUAGCCACACAGGAGACUCAGCAUACGUCAGCCAGGAGGAGUGUCUGAUGGGGAAAAUGCUCUUCCGAAACAACAAGGGUUGUUACUCAGCGGUGGUGGACUACUUUGAGCUAUAUAUCUAUGUGGCUGGAGCACUGGCCAUCGUGGUGCUCACCAUUGAGCUGUUUGCCAUGGUCUUUGCCAUGUGUCUGUUCAGAGGGAUCCAGUAGGAUGAAUGACUGCUGCACCGCACGGACGGCAAGACUUUGUGGAGCUAGAAAAGGGAAAUCAGGCGAUGAAAA